Messenger RNA from Cynoglossus semilaevis (tongue sole), 3076 nucleotides. RefSeq names its product prominin 1 b (gene prom1b). The transcript has 28 exons. Lineage: Eukaryota; Metazoa; Chordata; Actinopteri; Pleuronectiformes; Cynoglossidae. Gene Ontology annotation, molecular function: cholesterol binding. Gene Ontology annotation, cellular component: cilium; microvillus; prominosome. Bases 311 to 2953 code for a protein of 880 amino acids. The record is from RefSeq and is a predicted model, not a curated record.
AGUGCGAACGAAGACUCAACGGAGACGGCGUCGAUAGUCCACCCGACCAGUUCGGGGAAAAUGUCUGUUAUGAGUCCGUACCGUGGAACCAGGAGCUGACGGAUGCUAAGAGAAAAAGUUCCGUGUUGGACAGGAUUCUGGAGACAUUAGCGGAGAGACAGGUGUCCUCUCUCAGGGACAGGUGUCAGUCCUCCCCCCUCUUCAAUCCCACCGGUCUGUUGUAACGACUGGAGGUCUGAACGUAAAACUUUUCGGGUUUUUUUUUACAACUUUUUCUUGAUAUUUCGAUAAAACUGGACUGUUGUGAGACAUGUUGUGGACUCGCUGUCUCGUCCUGCUGCUUUUCUGGGGGUCCAGCGGCGGGCAGCAGGCGGCAGAGAGAGACGCGGUCCCGGCGCAGCUCCAGGCGGGCUCCCGGCAGAGACAGCGCUCUCCUCCGCCGACGGAGCCCCUGAACUUUGGCUUUGUACCGGCGGCGGUUUAUGAUACCCAUGCCUACUACGAACCAGGACCCAUAGGAAUUCUUUUCCACAUGGUCCACGCUUUUCUCUACGUUGUUCAGCCGAAUCCCUUCCCCAAAGAACUGAUUGUUAAAGUCAUUCAGCAAAACAUGGGAGGAAUUAAACUAGAGGAAUGGAGAAAGCCAGAAAACGUUGUUCUGUUGCUACAGUGGAUCCACUAUGAGGCUGGAUUCCUCAUAUGUGCCUCCAUUGGCCUUCUGGUGGUGGUCCUCACCCCCCUGAUAGGCACACUUUUCUGCAUGUGUCGAUGUUGUGAGAACUGUGGGGGUGAGAUGCACCAGAGGCAGAGGAAGAACGCCGACUGUCAGAGGGGUUUCUACACGGCCUCUCUCAUCGCUUCCACCAUCUUCAUCAUACUGGGAGUCUGUGUUGCCUACAGUGCGAACCAUAACAUCAGCACUCACAUCAAAAGCACUCGUCGUCUCAUCAACACCAACAUUCGAGACCUGAAGACAUUUGCCAACAACACACCUUCACAAAUUGAAUACCUGACAGCCCAGUACACCACGGCAAAGAACAAAGUCCUCUCAGACCUGGACAACAUCGGGGCAGUGUUGGGUGGAAGGAUCCACAGUCAGCUGGAGAAAGAGGUGGUUCCAUCACUGGAUACUGCCCUGCGCAUGGCAGGAGCCAUGAGGGAGACCAAGGAGGCGCUGGAGAGUGUCAGCACCUCACUGGAGGUCCUUCAGGAGGGCACAGGAAAACUUCAGGGCACACUAUCAGCGGAGCGAGCGUCACUGACCAACACUUUGUCUGACCCAGCCUGCACCAACGGAGCGGUCUCUCCAACCUGUAACGCCAUCCGAGCCACACUGUCCCAGCUAGGAAUCAGUGCAAAUUAUCUGAAGCUGCCAAAUAUCAACCACGCCAUAGAGAACGUAGACACACUGCUGAAAACUGAUCUGAGCAACGUUGUGCAAAAGGGUUACUCAUCUUUUAAUGACACACCACGACUGGUUAGAGAGCAAACGAAAAACAUUGUUGCAGCUCUGCCUCGAGUGAAAGGAAUGCUUGACAAGAUCGGUGCUGAGAUCACAAACUUCGCCAAGAUGUUCCCUGUGGAACCCUCUCUGACCAAUUUCACCAUUUUCCUCACCGAGGGACAGAAGAAGAUCGAGUCCUAUUACCCGCAGAUUGACCAGAUUGAUUUCUACAGGUGGAUAGGCUGCGUGGCAGCUCUCUGCAUGGUCAUCCUCGUCCUGGCCUUCAACUGUCUGGGGCUGCUGUGUGGAACCUGUGGCUACGACAAGCAAGCGUCACCAACAACUAGAGGAUGUCUGUCAAACACAGGCGGCAACCUGCUAAUGGCAGGAGUGGGCUUCUCCUUCAUAUUUUGCUGGAUCCUGAUGAGUGCCGUUACCACCUUGUUUGUUGCCAGUGGCAACAUAGAGAAACUGCUGUGUGAACCACUGUCUAACAGGCAGCUCUUCCAGAUUAUAGAUACACCGUACAUGGUGCACCCUGCCAAGAAGAACUUCCUCCCUGGGAUGCUGUUUCAAAAUCCAAACAUUGACCUGACUGUGGGAAGCAUGUACAGGGAGUGCUUUGACAACAACGGACUGUACCACGCCCUGCAGCUGGAGACCAUGUUCAACAUCAACUCAUUUCUCAACCAAACUGCAUACAACAAGGACCUGGGUAAACUGUUUGACGGUGUUCAGGUCAACCUGCAGGACAUCACUCUUCUGGAGCAGGCCGGCAGAGACAACCUCAUCAACUUUGCCAACUCUGGAAUUGGACAGAUCGACUACGAGGCGUACCUGGCCGAGGUAAAUAAAGGAGUCACUGACGUGGACCUCCUGACCUUCUCCGUAGACCUGGAGGCUCGGGCUGACCAACUGCCACGUGGUGCUCUGGAAAAUGCACUGAGAGGACACGCCAGCAGCAUCAGGCAGAUACACAGAGACCUGGUGGAACCCAUGGAACAAGCAACGAAAUACGUCAGAGCGCGGAAUACACUCAGUCAGAGUAUAAAGCAGCUGCAGAAGAUGUCCAACGACCUUCCUGUCAAAGUCAAUAAUAUCCUGAGUGCCAUCGACGCAGCAGAGUACCUCAUCGUUCAUAAUGCCUCACAUGUGGUCAAGCAGGAAACAAAGGGCUACAUGCAGACUUUGGUGGGAUACUUCACACAGUACACAGAGUGGGUCAAAAACUCUUUGAUGGGAGAGGUGGCUCAGUGUAAACCCAUCAGUAACGUUGUGGACAGCAUGGAGAUCGUGGCGUGCAGCUUUGUGGUCGACUCAGUGAACACGUUCUGGUUCGGUCUGGGAGCCAGCUGCAUCUUCAUGAUCCCCAGCAUCAUCUUCUCUGUCAAACUGUCCAAGUUCUACAGAAGGAUGGACACAGAGGACGUCUUUGAAGACUCCCCAUAUCCUGACACACUGGUCCGGUUCCCUCGGGCCUCUGCCCCCCCGAUUGACUACGAUUGGUGACCUGCAGGAAUGUCCUGCCUUUUGAAGAGUGGACAAGAGAACUGGAACUGAGCUCUGAGCCUGUUGGAUUCUUAACAGUGACGUUUUCAAACAAGAACUUUUAAUGAUUCCAAAUUCAAAAGG